CCAAGGCGCCGCAACAACAUCAGCAGCAGCAAGCAAGCAGCAGCGUCGCCGUCGUCGUCGCUGUCGUCGUUGUCGUCGUCGAUGUCGAUGUUGUAGAUGCCGUUGUUCAAAUCCUAAAAACUCGGGUGUGUGCGCGUGCAGAGCAUGUGAAAAUUGCACGACGUUUGCAGAUACGUUGCGAAUUUAUUUAUAACAAAUUCACGAAAAUUAUGAAAAUCGUCGUACUCGAAAACAAAACCAACAAUAAGCAGUUGCAGUGUGUGUGUAAAUAGGCAAAUGAUUAAAUUAAUAAAACAACAGGAAAAUAAAUAGGAAUAAAUAAUACAACAAAUAACAUAUUGUGAGUGCAACAACAACAACAGCUAGUUGUAAUAGUAUUAGUAAAAAUGCAAGUGCAACAGUUGCAACAACGGCAGCCGCAGUUGCAUGGCGUCUUUUAAGCGUCGCCAAAGCGAUUUGUUGUUGUUGCUGUUUCUUUGUUGUUACAACAGCAACAGCAACAUCAGCAGCAACUUGAAGUGUUAACAACAACAGCAACAACAAGCAGCAGCAGAAGAAGUAGUGGAAGAAACAGAAACGAAGUGAAACAUUACAUAUGUUGUGAAUAUGUUGCAGUGCAAUGCUGUUGCAUCUGAGCAGCCCAGUGAUAACAACAACAACAACAAGAACCACAACAACAACACUUCAUUUGCAACAGCAGCAACAACAAUUGAAACAACAUCGAAUUCUGAGCGCAACAACAAGUGUUUAAGCCAAAAGAGUUCGGCAUGAAAUGGAAGCAGCUAUACGCUCCUCUUCAGUGCAGGUCGGUGCUCCGCCGCCCACAAACAACGCCACAAACGGUGGACAACAACAACAACAGCAGCAACAACAGCAACAACAUCAGCAGCAACAACAGCAGCAGCAGCAACAACAACAGCAGCAGCAACAACAUCAUCAGCAACAACUUCAGCAACAGCUUCAUCAUCAUCAUCAUCAUACACAGCAGCAGCAGCAACGUGUUGCCAGCAAUCAACAGCAGCAGCAACAUAACGCGGCAGCAACAAACGCUGCCGCGUCGCAUCAAGUGCAUGAUAAUGGACCAACGUCCCAUCAUCUACAUCAUCAGCAACAGCAGCAGCAACAUCCACAAACAACAGCGUCUAAUCAGCAGCAGCAGCAAAACAAAACAACGCAACAGCAACAGCAGCAACAAAAACAACAGCAGCAGCAACAGCAGCAGCAACAACAACAACAACAGGCUGCGAAUAUGUCUGCGUAUCAACAACGUUUGUCAGCUGCCAGUGCAUCGCCGAUUCAUAGAUCGUACAGGACACUCGAGCAGCAGACGCAACAGUACGUUAAGAGCCUCGGACACCUGCAACCGCAUCAGCAGCAGCAGCAACAGCAGCAGCAGCAGCAACAACAAAUGCAUCACCACCACCACCAUCAGCAAUCGCAUCAGCAGCAGCAGCAACAACAGCAGCAGCAGCAACAACAGCAGCAACAACAACAGCAGCAACAAUCAUCACGAUCGGCAGCAAGUCCAUUGUCACCGCCACGUCCUGGACCGGGAAGUGCGGCAGCUGCAGCGGCUGCAAAUAGUUAUGCCAAGUUUGCGGAUGCACCACAGCGUUUCCUACAGCAACCGUCGUAUAGCAUUAUUGCACCGGUGGGAAACUAUCGGGAGAAUCAUUAUAUGCGGAUACCUCAACUUCAAGCCUCCGUACCAGAAUUUCAGCAGCGUACGGCGCGUGCUGCAACGGUUGCGACAGCAUCAGGUUGCAAGUCUGGUGGCCAAGUUGUUGGUGCUGGUGGCGCUGGUGGUGCAGCCAGUGGUGGUGUUGUCCAAGUUGCUGCCCAAAUGGCACCACCCGGUGCACAACCUGGCGGUGUGCUCGUCAUGGAAGCCAUGUCCCAUUAUGCCAGCCAACAACAACAACAGCAGCAGCAGCAGCAACAACAGCAGCAGCAGCAACAGCAGCAGCAACAACAACAAGCGUCGAGCAGCAGCAAUGCAGCGGCGAGUCAACAACAAGUUGGUGGCGGAGUUACACCACCGAACAGCGGUGGCAACAUUAUGGUGGGCGGCCAGCGUUUGUUGUUGCCGCCACACCAUCCGUUGCAAUACACCAAUGAAUACCUGACCACUGCAGCAACUGCCGCAGCUGUGGCAGCAGUCAAUCAGCGUCUGCAGCAGCAGCAGCAGCAACAGCAACAGCAGCAACAUGCACCACCAGAGCCACCUGGUAGUGUGGGGCAACCCUAUAAGAAGCAGCGCCUGAGUGAGGCAAAUGCCAGCAACAUGAAUCACCUGCCACACCAGCAACAACCGCCGCCGUCGUCGUCGCAGCAGCAGCAGCAACAAAAGCAACAGCAACAACAGCAGCAGCAGCAACAACAACAACAACAACAACGUUCGUCACCCGCUCAGCUGUUAAAUAGUCGUCAGAGCAAUCAUGGACCCUUAAUUCAUAUGAACGCACUUAAAUCGCUAUCCCUGCAACAGCUCAAGGUAGAGACGCUGCAACCACAACAACAGCAGCAACAGCAGCAACAGCAACAACAGCAGCAACAGCAGCAGCAACAGCAACAACAGAUGACGUCACAGGCGCACGCACCACGUGCUCUGGCACCACCGCCAACAAUGACAACAUCAUCAACUGCCACCGGCGGUGCACAAUUGGUCAGCUCCUCCGUGAGUGUCUCUACGGCGACAAUGAACAGCAGCGGUUCGGUGGCAGCUGCAGCAGCGGCAACCAGCUCUGAGGCAUACCAUCCCCAGGUGGAGGCCAUUUCUCCAACGCUGCCUAGCGACAAUGCCGAUGAGCGUGGCAGGAUCAACAGCAACAACAACAACAGCAGCAACAGCAACAGCAGUAGCAGCAACAACAACAGUAGCAGCAGCAGCGCCAAAGAGGAACUGUUGAUGCAAAUCCAAAAGGUGGACAAUGAGAUCAAAUGCGCUGAAACGGCAAUGGAGACAUUACGUAAAAAGGAGAAAACAUUGAUGGAUGAGGCAGCGGCAACGGCAGCAAUGGAGAAACAACAAAAAGCCGCCGCCGAUUUGGCUGCCACCGAGAGUGGCAAUGAGAUAAUGGAGCUGGCGUGGCGUACACAAAUGUUGGCCCAAAGUAUCUAUGAGGCGAACCGUAAAACGGCCGCCGCACAACAUUCCGUGGUGAGUCGAGCGGGCGGCAAUGAACGGCCACGCCCCUGGCUGCCCCUUUACAAUCAACCGCUCGAUGUGGAAGCUUUAACACAUUUAAUAAAACGUCAUCAGACAAUGGUUAGAAAUCCAUUAUUAUUGCAUAUACGCAAACUGAAGGCGGAACGAUGGGAGCACAAUCAGGGAUUGGUUGAGAAAUAUACCAAGGAUCAGGCGGAUUGGCAGCGACGCUGCGAACGGGCGGAGGGUAGUGCCAAGCGUAAGGCGCGUGAGGCAAAAAAUCGUGAAUUCUUUGAGAAAGUCUUUACGGAAUUGCGCAAGCAACGUGAGGAUAAGGAACGCUUCAAUCGUGUCGGAUCACGCAUUAAAUCCGAAGCGGAUCUUGAGGAGAUCAUGGACGGUUUGCAGGAGCAGGCAUUGGAGGAUAAAAAGAUGCGCUCAUAUGCGGUCAUACCGCCAUUAAUGCACGAUGCCCGCCAACGACGUUGUGCCUAUCACAAUGAGAAUGGACGCAUUGAGAACAUUGUGGCGAUGCAUGAGGAACGCAAGGCCAUUAAUCUUUGGACAGCCGGUGAGAAGGAGACCUUCAAGGAGAAAUAUUUACAGCAUCCAAAGAAUUUUGGUGCAAUUGCGGCGAGUUUAGAUCGCAAAUCACCGCAAGAUUGCGUACGUUAUUACUACCUCAGCAAAAAGACGGAGAACUAUAAGCAGCUGCUACGCAAAUCCCGUCAACGUACGCGCAGCAGUCGCAAUCCGGCCAAGACACAGGCAGCCCAACCGCAAUGCAUUAUCGAUUCCCUAACCACGGGCGUCACAACCCGAUUGCAGCGGGAACAGCAACAGAAAUCGGGUAAUCGGACCAGCGCUGUUGCCGAGCGUGAACGCGAGAGAGUUGCGGAAAAAGCUGCUGCCGAUGCGGCAAAAGCAGCGGAAAGUGCUGCGGAAAAAGCGAGUGCCGUUAGUAAAGCAGCAGAAGUGGCAGCUGGCAAUGAGAAGGUGGCCAAAAGUGUUGCUGCUGCCAUUGUGGCAGCUGCGGCAGCAGCAGCAGCCGCAGCGGCGGCAACAACCACAACAGCCGCAACAACAACAACAGCAGCUGCAACAACAACACCAGCUGCAACAGCAGCAUUAGCAACAACAACAACAACGGUUGAUAAAACGCUGGAUGCAGCUGCGGAUAAGCAUGCAACAUCAUCAGCUGCCGCAACAACAACAACAACCACAACAACAAAUGAGAUCUCAACGGGCAGCAGUGAAGCCAAAAACAAAAGCGCUGACGAGGAAGCUGCUACAGCAGCAGCAGCAACAGCAGCAACAGCAGCACUUCCAACUGCUGCAGCAGCAACAGCAGCAACAACAUCCUCCGCCACAAGUUCAAGUGCCGCAGCAGCAGCAGCAGCAGCAACAACCGCAACAACAACAACAACGACAAUAGCCACAGCAACACCAGUGACAGCAGCAGCAGCAACAACAACUGAAACGACAACUGUUGAGGCAACCACCGCUGGAGGCGCCACUGGAACGCCCAAGGUGUCCAAAUCGCAGGUGCCAACGGUCGAUGUCACUGGAGAUGUCCCUAAAACAGUUGAAAUGUCGGCGGAAACAGACGAGUCGCUGGCCAAGAGUAAAGCAGCAACGACUGUCAAUGCCGAUAGCUACAAUGCAACUGCAGCUGCAACAGGUACUGCAUCAGCAACCAGUGCCACGCCCACAACAACGCCCGCUGUUAGCGUAGCGCUUAACGGUUUUAAGCCCGGUUAUCAGAGUGUCGUCAUGAGCAAUGUGAAGGCGCCAGUGCCACAUGGCAUGGAUGAUGCCACAACUGGAGCAGCAACCGGUGGAGCGUCAACAAAUGCAACAGGCGAUAAAAUCGUCAAGACAACAACUACAACAACAACAUCAGCAGCUGCUCCUUCUGCUUCUGGCUUCGCUGUGCCGAAUGUGGCAGCAACGGAACCUGUCAGCGGUGUGGCAACUCUGACAACAGCCACCACAGCUGGCAACUAUCUUGGCCAGAAGCUGAAGGCGGCACAAGUUGAAGGACUUGGUGCCGGCAACGAGUUACACUCGGAUGUUAGUGAUCCCAAAAAGAAACGUUUUGAGAUGAUGCCUGGCGGCGAGUCAAAUAACGCCAUCAACGCUAACAACAACAACAACAGUAACAAUAAUAAUAACAACAACAACAGCAGCAGCAGCAACAGCAGCGCCAACAACAACAGUAAAUUGAACGCCAAAGAUUCGUCCAAUCAAAUCACAUCCAUUGGCAAAUCAGGUGCCAUCACAUUGACCCCAUCGUCAUCGUUUUUGUUAAUCAUGUCCACAGCAUCGACAGUGACAACAACAACAACAACGUCAACGGCAACAUCGACGUUGUUGUCAGAUGGCGGCAACAAUAUGUUGACCACAUCGGAGAUUAUCGCAUUGGAUGGCAAAGAUAAACUGGCAAGUUGUUUUGUAUGCAAGGCGGAGGCGUGUCCGCGAACGCGACCACUGAAAAAGGGGCGUGGCCAGCAGUAUGCGAUACCAGAUGAAACGAUACCAACGGGCGCCCGUGUCUGCAACAGUUGUCAGUGUAAAUCGGUGAGGAAUCGUUAUCCCAACUGUCCGUUGCCCACAUGUCCCAAUCCAAAGGAUCGAGCCCAGCGAUUGCGUAAUAUUCCCACACGGAUAUUUGAAUUGUCGGCGGAGGUGCGGGAUCCAUUGAUGGCCGAGUUUCAGAUACCGUUGCAUGCCACACGCUGUUGUUCCGCCUGCCUGAUGCGCAUACGUCGCAAACUGGAUCCACAAUUGAAUCUAACGGAUGAUGAGCGACGUCGUGGACUUGGCGGCGCAGGUGGAGGCGUGGCUGGAGAUGGCAGCGGUGGUGACGAAACGGAUGUGAGCACCUCGUCAUGUGAUGAGAGGGAACCGGGAGGAUCUGAUACGGCCUCUGUGGACAGUCCCGAGAAUCUGCAGCGUCACAAGUCGCAGCUCAGCAAGCAGCAGCAACAGCAGCAGCAGCAGCAGCAACAGUUGCCACAGCAACAACAGCAACAGCAUCAACAACAACAGCAGCAGCAGCAGCAACAACAACAACAGUUGCCACAACCGCCGCCAGCGCCACAAAAGCCACAACAGUCAACAUUGCGCAGUGUAGCAGAUGCCUCAGGUGCCGCAUUGACCAUUACGCCAACUCGAAUGACCUCCAAGUUGACAACAACAGCAGCAGCAACAGCAGCCACAACAGCAAUAACAACAUCAACAACAACAACCACAGACAAUGAGCGACUGUUGCCGCCGGCAUGUCAAGCGCCUAAAAAGCAAAAGACUAGCGAAGAAUACGAUUCAUCGGCAACGGAGACAGCGGAUGAGGAGAAUGAGAAUUCUCCAGCGAAUCGUCAAAGUCCCAAGGUGAUCUUUAAUGCAGUCACACAUGCGCAUGGAGCACAUGGAGGACAUGGGCAUGGCAACAAUGUGGCAGGCUUGCAGCCACCAAAUGCAGCUGUGGCAGCAGCUGUUGCCAUGACCGGUCAGCAGCAACAACAACAGCAGCAACCAAAUGGUCCAAUGAGUUUGAGACGUGAAGCGGUUAACAAUGUGCAGGAUUGUGUUUACUCUGUGAUUGAGCGACAAUUGAAGCAGCAACAGAAGGGACCACAAUUGCCGGGCAACAACAAGCAAGGCAGCCAACAACAGCAGCAACAACAACAGCAGCAGCAGCAGCAGCAACAACAACAGCAGCAACAACAACAGCAGCAGCAGCAACAGCAGCACAACAAUCUGGAACGCAAAGAGCUAACAAUUGUGCGAGAAUAUCGACAAGAUGGCAAUGCAUUGCUCAAGCAGCAGCAGCAGCAGCAGCAACACCAACAGGCGCCUCCUCCUGGCUUGCCACAUGGCACCUCCGUGCAAAAGUUGAGUUCACGCGCUGUGGUGCAACCAUCAGCAACAAACUUGAACAGCAGCAGCAGCAACAGCAGCCAUAGUCACAGUCAUGCGCAUAGCAAUAGCAACAGCAGCAAUGCCAGCAGCAGCAGCAGCAGCAACAACAACAACAUCAUCAGCAACAGCAACAAUGGCGAUAAUUUGGCCACUUUGAUACCAACUGUAGUUAACUCACAUCUAGCAAUUGCUGCUGCACAUCAUGUGCACAUGUCGCAUCCAGCAUUGUUGCAACAACAACAGCAACAACAACAACAACAAGUGAGCGUGGAUAAAGCAACGAUAACGCCCGUGCUAAAAAAGAGUUCAGUAACGCCAACACCAACCGAAACAAUUAUCUACAGUCAUGUGACACCACAGCAACAGCAGCAACAACAACAACAGCAGUCGCAGUCACAACAAACCGCACCACCAGCAACACAUGCUGUGUUGCGUGCUGCCGCUGGACUUGAAGAACCACAAACAUUAGAUUUGAGCAUUAAAAAACCACCACGCGAUGGACAUUCACCACACACAGGUGGACCAAGCGGUGGCUCAACAUCAUCAUCAUCAUCGUCAGCAGCUGUUGCUGAGCGUCAUCAUGGUGUCCCGCCACCGAUGAGUGGUGCUAUGAAGCAUAUUGUACGCUCAGCGCCCAUGUAUCGUGGUGAGGCGGUGCAAACGUUAUCUGUAACCGGUGCACCACCAGCCUCCACAUAUUUGCCCUAUUCCCAAAUGCAUGGAGUUGGUGUCGGUGUUGGUGUGGGCGUGGUUAAGGCGUCUCCAGUGGGUGCAGUGGGUGGUGUGCCUGGCUCAUUGUAUGUGCAGCCCGUAAAUGUGUCGAUGGGUCAGAGUCAAAUGACACGUCCAACGCCACCACCGCCAGCAUUGCCACAGCCGCCAGCAACACGUGUCUCCAAGUUGCCACCCAAACUGAGUCCACAGCAACAGCAGCAACAUUUGCAUGGUCAAGCGCCAUCGCCACAACACCAACAACAACAGCAGCAGCAGCAACAACAACAGCAGCAACAACAAUCGCCAGCAACAUCCUCACAACAUCAACAAUUGCAGGUGGUUAAAGUGGGCUCAAUUACACAUGGCACACCAGCAAAUAGUGGACAACAACAGCAGCAACAACAACAGCAACAGAUAAUUGUACACGCCGCACCCUCCUCACUGCUCAGUCCAAAAUACGAGAGUCUUGUGAGACAAACUCCGCCGGGCAGUUGUCCAGAUACGGGUAAACAUGGCUCGAUAACACAGGGAACUCCAUUGCAUUUGCCACCACAUCAUUUGGAGAGUAAACGCACCUAUGAUUUCUAUAAGAGCUCACAGCGUUUAAGUCCCGCACAGGCACCGCCACCACCACAGCAAUCAUCGCCACAGGCGCCACCACCGCAAGGUUAUGGUGUCGGUGUUACCGUGGGCUUACCGUACUCUCGUUCGCCCUACGGCAGCGUUGUUGAGCAACCGUCGGUGUUGAGUUCACGUCAGAUUGUCAUCAAUGAUUACAUUACAUCGCAACAGAUGCAGGGACAACAGCAACGAAAUGUCUCACGCGGCAGCAGCAGUGCUGGCGGUGGUGCAGGUUCCGGUUCCGACAAGGAAUCCCCUUCGCCCCGCAACAGUGUUAGCGGUGGCUCAGCCGUCUAUGCGGCCUAUGAGAAGGAACCUCAACCACGUGGACGCGCCGAAUAUUCAAGUCGCGCCUCUCCAGCUGAUCAUUCCAAUAGCACGCCCAGUCCGCAUCGCACGCCUCCGCCACAACGCCAGGGCGUCAUCCAGCGUCAUAACACGGGCUCCAAGCCACCUUCACCCGCUGCGCCGCCACCGAGUCGGCUGCACCUUGUCACGCCCUACAAUUAUCCACCAGCUGGUCACGAUGCGUUGGCCUCGUUUGUGGACGUGGCGGUGCAGCAACCACAAUUGCCAGUGCCAUCGCAAAAGGAUGACAAAUCAGUAUCCUCACAGUCACAGGCGCCACAGUCGCAACCGCCGCCACCGACGCAUGUUCAGGUGUCGCAAGCACCACCACCACCGGCGGCACAUCAUGAUCUACGUUAUCGUGAUCCCAUGGCGGCGAUCCAUCAUCAACAACAGAUGGCGGCUGCAGUGCAUCAGCAUAACCAGUUUGCACAGCAUUACAGCAGAUUGAAUGCGUUGCAUCACAUGGAGCAGGCGAAGCGCGAUCAGCGACAACAGAACAUUGAGCGGGAUCGAGAGAUGAUACAGAAUCAGGAACGGAUGCAGCAUCGCAUCGAUCGACAGCGCGAACAGGAGCGUCACCGUCGCGAUCAGGAGAGACGCGAACAAGAUCGUGUCGCCGAUGAGCGAGACAGUCGUCGCAUUGACCGAAUGGAUCGUAUGGAGAAGUUCAUUGCCAAUAGUGUGCCACCGCAGGUGCAUCAUCAUGGCCUGCCCCAUGCGCAUGGUCACUAUAUGCGUGGUCCGGUGCCAGAGACUGGGCCACCACGCACCAUUUCCGAUCGCGAUCGAGAUGCUUACUAUCGACAGGCACAUGGAACAAAGCCGCCAGAUGAUGCACCUGGUCAGUUUAGCGCUCAGAGUCUGAUCGAUGCGAUAAUCAAGCAUGAAAUCAGUCGCACCGGCGACAUAAGCAGCAUGCCUCGUGACAUACCCCGUCCCUCAUACUAUCAACGCGAUUUGCGGCAAGCACAUGAAGGCGGCGCCGUCUCAUUGUUGGCGGCUGAGAACAAUGGCAAAGCGAACUCGAGUUCGCCCAAUGUCAUCAACAUUGAUCUCGAUCAGGAGCAGCGCAUCUCAUCGAAUCCACAGCAACAACAGCAGCAGCAGCAGCAACAACAGCAACAGCAACAACAAUCACAACCGCCAACAGGUUCAAGUCGUUCGGUGCAUGGCUCGAUGCGUGGUCAGGUUGUUGCAACAUCGCAUCAUGGCACGCCCACAUCGCAGUCGGGCAGCGGCAUGCCGCCCACACAACAGCAGCAGCAGCAACAACAACAACAGCAGCAACAGCAGAUUCAUACCAAGAGCAUUACAUUUGGCGAAUUAACGGACUCGAUCAUUGCCAAUGAUUACGGCCCAACUCCGCAUUUGCGUCCCGCUUUUAUACCCUAUAUGCAGGAUGCGGCACAGGCAAUAUUAACGCCCGAUCGCUGGAAACAGAAUCGUCGACAGCAACAGAAGCAGGCGGAGGCAGAGGAGCGUGCCAAGCAGUCGCCAAUCAAUGUCAUUGACAGCGGACGUGGCAGCAGCAACAGCAACAGCGGCGGCAGCAGCAGCAGCGGCGGCGGCGGCAGUGUCAGUGGCAGCAGCAACAGCAGCAACAGCGGCAUCAACAACAACAACGGCAACAACAGCAUUGGCACACCAAGUGGCAGUGGUGGACGCUCCAAUACGCCUGGCGAGGAUGCACGCAACAUAAUACGCAUGCCACAGGCGGUCAGUCCCCGCAAAUAUGCCCAUGAGCUGAUCAUGCAACAGGCGGCAGCAGCCGCUGCUGGCGUUGAUCCCAGUCACUUUUAUCUAUCUGCUCCAGCUGGCGUUGUCAGUCGCAGUGCUGGCGGCGGUGGAGGUGGCGGCGGUGUCAUAGGCGGUGCUGGUGUGCCGCCCACAAGCAGCGAUCAGCGCGGCGGCAGCGAACAGCGCAGCGGUGGCGGCUCUGGUUCCAAUUUCGAUAACUAUGUUAAGAAUCGCAUUGCGGAAGUGAUGCGCGAUGAUAUCGGCUAUGGCAAGAAUCGCAUUGUUGAGGUGCUGCGACCCGAAUUCGAGGAGCAUCUGCAUGCGGCCCAUGCGGCACAUGCAGUGCAUGCGGUGCAUGCUGCUGCCGUGGCCGAGCACAACGAACAACAACAGCAGCAGCAGCAGCAGCAACAACAGCAACAGCAACAAAUGCGUGGCAAGGACACAUUAUCCACUCAUGAGAUAAGCGUAUCACGCAAAACGCCCAAUCAAUACGAGGUGAUCGACAGCGGCCGACGCUCUGCCAGCAGCAGCAGCGCUGGCUCUAACAGUCAUCAUGCGAGCGCUUAUCAUGCGGCACCGCCACCGCCGCCGCCAUCAGCGGUCAAUGCAUUUGCGGCCAGCACAUAUGCGUAUCCAUUCAGCGCAUUGACAGUGCCCAGCGCUGCCGGACCGCCGCCGAUGCCGCUGUCGCUGCAAACGGGAGCGUCGAGUCAUUUGAGCGCCAAGGCGGCGCAUGCAUUGAGCAAGGUGAGCGCUGCUGCUGGUCUGGUGGUUGCUGGUGGCACAACAGCAGCAGCUGGUGUUGGUGUUGGCAGUGUUGGUGUUGUUGGCGGUGGCGGUGGCGGUAAUGGUGGUGUUGGUGUUGGUGGCAUUGGUGGCAUUGGCGGCUCCGUUGGCGGUUGUGGUGGUCAGCAUAGUGCCAGCGUUUUGGCAGCAGCAGCAGCAGCUGCAUCCGCCGCAUUGGCGGCAGCAAGUGAACCAAAACCGCUGCUGUCAUCCAAGUAUGAGGCGCUAAGCGACGAAGAUUAGUUGUGACUGCAGGCGUCGUCGUCCGGCAUGCGCAGUCUGACGGCAGCAGCGACGGCGCCUCCAGCAGCAUCGAAUUCACACAGCGCAGCCAAUGUCUAUCAACAGCAGCAACAACAACCACAAAUCACCUGGACAACUGCUGGCUAUCGACGUCAUCAAACACAGCAGCAGCAACAGCUGCAACAGCAACCAACACCAGCAACAUCACAACAGCAACAACAGCAACAAAGACAGGCGCAUUAUCAGUCAACAGCGUUGCUGCCCCCGCCGCCAUUGCAGUCGGCACAACAGCAACAGCAACAACAACAACAGCAGCAACAGAGAACGCAUUAUGCAAGCGCACAACAUUAUACAGAUCCAGCUGCAGCAGCAGCAGCCGCAGCCGCAGCAGCAGCGCAUCAUUAUGCAAGCAGUGCAGGCAGCAGUGCAGGUGCUGGUCAUGGCUAUUACUAAAAAAAAAAAAAAAAA
Messenger RNA from Drosophila innubila, 11992 nucleotides. RefSeq lists its product as uncharacterized. NCBI's taxonomy places the organism in Eukaryota, Metazoa, Arthropoda, Insecta, Diptera, Drosophilidae. Gene Ontology annotation, biological process: regulation of transcription by RNA polymerase II. The coding region runs from base 773 to 11524 and encodes 3583 amino acids. The transcript is spliced from 11 exons. The record is from RefSeq and is a predicted model, not a curated record.